UGGGCCGACUAUAUACCGGCUCUUCGCGAAUAUCUGCCAGUUCAUUCCUUCCUCGUAUUCCUGAUUCUUCGGAUAGACUCUCGACUUUUGAUUCUUCUUCUUGUUGUCGAACGAUCCAUCCGGGGCACACCAAGUCUCUUCUCGUAGCUCGCUUACUUUAGGUAAAUCUGAGCUCUGAAGAGAAGAGGCGGCAGUAAAAAAAAAAAAAAAAAAAGGGAUCGUGGACCAAUUACACACAUUUUUGAGGACCGCAACUUUUUUUAAAUCCGGAAACAUGAGGGCCAUCUACUUGUUCCUCCUCGGCGUUGUCGCCGUGAGUGCCCAGCGUCGUCUAGCCUUGCCCGAUCCGCGAAGCUGUUCGAGCCGCGUUCGUCACGCGACGUACAGAGAUGCCAGAGGAGUCGGUCACUCGUAUUUCUUCAGCUGGGAACAUCCGCCGACUAGAAGCCUUGAGGUGGACUGGUUGGACGCUCGCAACAUCUGCCGUCGUCACUGCAUGGACGCCGUGUCUCUGGAGACUCCUCAGGAGAACGAAUUCAUCAAAGCAAGAUUGGCGAGAGGAAAUGUGAGAUACAUUUGGACAUCUGGUCGUAAGUGCAACUUCAACGGCUGCGACCGACCGGAUCUUCAACCUCAGAAUAUCAACGGAUGGUUCUGGUCCGGAUCUGGAGCCAAAAUCGGAUCGACGAAUCAGCGUAAUACCGGAGACUGGAGCAAUACAGGUGGAUACGGUCAACCGCAACCAGAUAACCGUGAAGCUGCACAGGGUAACGACGAGUCCUGUCUGUCAAUUUUGAACAACUUCUACAACGACGGCAUCAAGUGGCACGACGUCGCGUGUCACCACGUGAAACCUUUCGUUUGCGAGGACAGCGACGAGCUCCUAAACUUCGUCGCGUCCCGAAACCCAGGAAUUCGUUUGUGAAAGGCGACUGCGGCGGACUCGGGCAAGCAGACUAUCGUCGUGCAUUGAAGACGAGUGCGGACGCGACGAUAUUUCACGCGCUCUCGUCUCGUUCGCGUUUAUUUAUAAUUACACUAACUCCCCCGAGAGAUACGCUCUCUCUUUAACGAGCCGCGAUUGUAGUGCUGCGCAAUUCACCGUAAGCGGAACACUUGAUAGCUCGCCGUAUACCUAUAAUAAAUGUAGGUGGUACCUCUCUAAAUCCAUUUUAGUGUUUAUUUUUACGUAAAAUUCUCUUGUAAUUUUUAUAUCUUCCUUUCGUAUGAUAAUAAAUGCAUUUUCUCA
Messenger RNA from Pseudomyrmex gracilis, 1249 nucleotides. RefSeq lists its product as uncharacterized. The coding region runs from base 275 to 925 and encodes 216 amino acids. The record is from RefSeq and is a predicted model, not a curated record. The transcript has 5 exons. Lineage: Eukaryota; Metazoa; Arthropoda; Insecta; Hymenoptera; Formicidae.